Entelurus aequoreus (snake pipefish) is the source of this 1770-nucleotide messenger RNA. RefSeq lists its product as uncharacterized. NCBI's taxonomy places the organism in Eukaryota, Metazoa, Chordata, Actinopteri, Syngnathiformes, Syngnathidae. The transcript is spliced from 2 exons. Gene Ontology annotation, biological process: positive regulation of DNA-templated transcription. The record is from RefSeq and is a predicted model, not a curated record. Bases 102 to 890 code for a protein of 262 amino acids. Gene Ontology annotation, cellular component: nuclear body.
CGGAAGUAAGGUAUGCGGAAGUGACGUAAUGCGGUGCAUUCGGGUAAACAAACAAAGGCAACAGCGCCAAUAGCAGAGGUAGAAGAAAAACAAGCCGCAUAAUGUCCCGAGGACAAACAUGGAGCUGCGAGGAGACCCAGGCGCUUAUUGCUGUGUGGUCAGACGACUAUGUCUCACAGCUGCUUGCGACAACACACAAGAACAUUCACGUUUUUAAUUUGUUCAGCGAAAAGAUGGCGGCAUGGGGAUUCAACAGAACGGCGCAACAGUGUCGCAUCAAGGUGAAAAAACUGCGACAGCAAUAUAUAAAGGUUCGUGACUCCAUACGGAAUAAUGGUUGCUUUGGGGACGAGAAGGACAAAUUUCCUUGGUACGACCAACUGGACGAAAUACUCGGAACAAGCCGUCCCAAGCAAGAGUCUUUACAAGACAAUCAUGCCGUUAUAACGUCGAUUAAAACAGAGCCAGAUGAUGAUCUGUCACAGUGCUCCGUUAGUCAAGAUUGGUGCACGAAUGGGUCCAGUGAAAUUCAUCUCGGUGACGAGAGCACAACCAGCUCAGCUCAGAGCUCAGAGAGCCCCCGGCCCGAGCCAGAAACUAACACCUUUCGCUGGACAGUUCCUGGCGCCGAAAGCAAGAAAAGAAAAAGUAGGGUCGAUCGCUUUGACAGUUUUUUGGAAAGCUACAUGCGGCAGAAGAGGCAAAUGGAUGAGGCCGACCGAAGACGGCGGGACGAGGAGAGAGCUGCGUUUGAAACGUUUUUGAGAAUGCAGCAAGAAGCGGAUGAGCGGCGGUUUAAAAUCAUGCAGGAACAGCAGCAAGUCAACAACCAACUACUGUUGCAAAUGAUGGGGAUACUGGAUCAAGUUGUAAAACAUUUAAAAAAAUAAACGACUUGGGGAUCAACUAAUACAUUAAAGAAGAACUUUACAUUCAUGUCUAUCUGCUUUUAAGUAGUCCACUCCAUAUGAGAAGUGUCAUUCUACAUGAACACUUUGGCUUUGCUACAUUGUUUUAAUUUUUUGUGUUGGAUAAUUGACCACCAAGUUUAUACUGUGUAUAGUCCUGGUCAACAGAUGAUUUACUGCUGUACAACAAUGACUUCAUGUACACAUUCCAGCUGCAGAAAAUAUGUCUGUAAAGCGGGGGUGUUCAAAACUUUUUUUAUUGCUAUUUUUAAUUAAUUCUUUAAAACUAUUUAAUUUAUAUUGUUUUUUUGUCUUUGCAUUGUGCCUUUUUAUUAUUUUCAUUUUUGCUGUUUUCUGUCCUAUAUUCUAUUUCUAUAACGUGCCAACAACCAGUGGUCGCAAAUGGCCCCCCGAGCAGCACUUUGGACUCCCCUGCUCUAAAGUCAAGCACCGCCGAUGUCUUCCAACUAAAAAUGUCCCCAACAUUUGCACAAAAAUUGACUGCAAGUUCAAACCACUGCACAUUUUUCUUUUUUUUUUUUUUUUUACGACACGUCUCCCCAAAGAACAGCCUAAACAUGAGAGAGGAGAAAAAUAAUGUACUGUAAACAGGAAGUUAUGUGAAACACGCUGACUCACAUACCUGUUGUCACCUGGUAUUUGUACUAUGGUUAACCUCUUUUUUUCACUUGUAUUACAAGUAAGAAGUCCAAUGAGUAUUAUAGUGCAGGUUAGAUUGUUUUUACACUUGUUUGUGGGAUUGUCAAAUGUUACUUAAAAAGAUUGGCUGUACAGUUCAUAAACGUUUUAUGAUGUUGUCAAUUUGACUUUGGAACAACUUAUUUCUAAUUGCAUAAAUUCU